This is a messenger RNA of Paecilomyces variotii, 3474 nucleotides long. RefSeq names its product mono-functional DNA-alkylating methyl methanesulfonate N-term-domain-containing protein. The coding region runs from base 1 to 3474 and encodes 1157 amino acids. Gene Ontology annotation, cellular component: site of double-strand break; nucleus. The transcript has 4 exons. Gene Ontology annotation, biological process: proteasome-mediated ubiquitin-dependent protein catabolic process; DNA repair. Lineage: Eukaryota; Fungi; Ascomycota; Eurotiomycetes; Eurotiales; Thermoascaceae. The record is from RefSeq and is a predicted model, not a curated record. Gene Ontology annotation, molecular function: nucleic acid binding; protein binding.
AUGGCGUAUGUGGUGCCCGUUCACCGGGCAAGCAGCAUUCGCCAUGCGGUGAAGCUGCAAUUCCUUAACCCUGAGGAGGACUGUCUGGUAGUUGCAAAAGCGAACCGUCUCGAAUUCUACACACUCACUCCUGAUGGCCUCACUCUGGCGACAUCGCGCGCUCUCUAUGCAAAGGUGACGAUGCUCGCUCGGUUACCUGCACCGGCAGAUUCUCCAACGGACCACCUCUUCGUCGGUACUGAUCAGUAUACAUACUUUACACUAUCUUGGGACAAUGCUUCAGGAAAGGUUCAGACGGAGAAGAGCUAUGUCGACUUAGCGGACAAGUCGUCUCGAGAUUCGCAGACUGGAAACCGAUGCUUGAUCGACCCGAGUGGAAGGUUUAUGACGCUAGAGAUAUACGAAGGAGUGAUCACAGUUAUUCCUAUUGUACAGGUGCCCGGGAAGAAGAGAGGGAGGCCUGCUUGGACGAAUAGUGCGGAUGCACCGCGGGUGGGAGACUUGGCUGAGCCGACAACGGCAAGAAUCGAUGAGCUAUUCGUGCGCUCGUCUGCUUUCUUGCAUGUGGAAUCAAAGGGCCUGCCGCGGUUGGCUCUGCUACACGAAGAUAAUCAGCGAAGAGUGAAGUUGAAGGUCCGGGAACUCCAUUUCAACGCGGCGACCUCGAGUACUGGUGCAGACGCGACCUUUGAAGAGGUCGAGGUCUUUGCACAGGAGCUCGACCUCGGAGCUUCUCAUCUGAUUCCAGUUCCGGCUCCCCUAGGUAUGCUGACAAGAAGCUAUAAUUACACGAUCAGGAAGCUAACGUUCUCAGGCGGUCUGUUGAUUCUCGGGGAGACAUCGAUUAAGUACAUCGACGAUGCGAGUAAUGAGACAAUUUCUCGGCCCCUGGAAGAAGCCACCAUAUUCGUGGCAUGGGAACAGGUCGAUGGCCAGAGAUGGCUGUUGGCAGACGACUAUGGCAGACUCUAUUUCCUGAUGUUAGUUUUGGACCCUGAUAAUGAAGUCGAGAGUUGGAAGCUGGACUAUCUGGGAAAGACGUCUCGUGCAUCCGUGCUGGUGUAUCUUGGUGCGGGAGUGACCUUCGUUGGAUCCCAUCAUGGUGACUCCCAGGUCAUCAGGAUCGGCGAUGGUUCGUUUGAAGUCAUCCAGACGUUCUCAAACAUUGCACCCAUUUUGGAUUUCACUCUUAUGGACCUUGGAAAUCGCUCGGGAGAAACUCAGAUGCAGGAGUUCUCCUCAGGUCAAGCACGGAUUAUCACUGGUUCUGGCGCGUUUGAUGACGGCACACUCCGUAGCGUUAGGAGUGGCGUCGGUAUGGAGGAACUCGGCCUGCUUGGUGAAAUGGAACAUGUCACCGAUCUCUGGGCUCUGCGAACCUCGAGCCCGGAGCCCUUUUCGGAUACCCUCCUGGUGACCUUUGUCGACGAAACGAGAGUCUUCAAGUUCAGCCCAGAUGGAGAGGUUGAAGAGCUGGAACAAUUCCUAGGGCUGAGUCUGUCGGAGAAUACCUUGCUCGCAGCUAAUCUACCAAAGGACCGGAUUGUGCAGGUGACAGAACAUAACGUACUAAUAGCAGAUGCCGAUGGUGGCAUGGUUAUCUCUCAGUGGUCUCCACCAAGCCAACAGGCAAUCACGGCCGCAUCUGUGAAUGACGAGCACUUGGUCCUCGUAACUGGAGGCCAGGUGCUGUCUGUUCUUCAUAUCAAGGAUGAUAUCAAGGUCAUCAUCCAGAAAGACUUUGGGGCGGAUAGCCAGAUAUCGGGUGUUACUGUACCUUCCUCCCCUGCGGAAGUAUGCAUUGUGGGCUUCCCUCAAAGUGCGAGUGUUUCGGUACUGGCUCUUAGGGAUCUCGAAGAAUUGCAGACUCAAUCCCUGGGACCGACUGGCGAGGCUUUCCCGCGGUCUGUCCUUGUGGCCGAUGUUCUUGCAGACAGCCCGCCUACGCUUUUCAUCUCUAUGGCAGAUGGCAGCGUCAUCACUUUCUCAUUUAAUACGACAGAUUACUCGCUUACGGGAAGAAACACGUUGAUCCUCGGUUCAGAGCAGCCUACAUUCAAGAAGCUCCCACGCGGUGACGGUUUGUACAACGUAUUCGCUACGUGCGAGCAUCCAAGCUUGAUCUAUGGAUCUGAGGGCAGGAUUAUAUACUCUGCGGUGAACUCUGAGGGCGCCUCGAGAAUUUGUCACUUUAACUCCGAGGCGUAUCCAGAGUCCAUAGCUGUCGCUACGCCCCGUGAUCUAAGGAUCGCCCUAGUUGACAAAGAAAGGACAACCCAGAUACAGACAUUGCCCGUGAAUGCCACUGUCCGCAGAGUGGCGUACUCUCCUUCAGAGAAAGCUUUCGGAAUUGGUACGAUCAAACGGACUUUGAAAGAUGGAGUGGAAAUCGUCGAAAGCCAGUUCGUGCUUGCAGAUGAGAUUAUGUUCCGAACGCUUGAUGCAGUAGACUUGAAGAAGGACGAACUUGUGGAAAGCGUGAUUCGCGCAGAAUUCCCAGCUGGAAAGGACGCAGCAGGCAAAGAUACGUUCCAGGACCGAUUUAUUGUUGGUACCGCAUAUUUGGAUGAAGAGCAAGAGGACUCUAUUCGGGGACGGAUAUUGGUCUUCGAAGUGGACAAGAACCGAAUGUUGACGCAGGUCGCCGAGCUUCCGGUUAAGGGAGCCUGCAGAGCUCUAGCCAUGCUCGGAGAAAAGAUUGUGGCUGCUCUUGUCAAGACGGUUGUCGUUUAUAACGUUGUUACCGGCAGCUUCGGCGCGGUGAAGCUGGAAAAGGCAGCUACCUAUCGCACUUCAACCGCUCCUAUUGACAUCUCGGUAACCGGAAAUUUGAUUGCCGUGUCAGAUUUGAUGAAGAGUGUCUCCAUCGUAGAGUAUAAAGAGGGAGACAACGGCCUCCCAGACUCGUUGAAUGAAGUGGCGCGUCACUUCCAGACCGUCUGGGCCACUGCUGUUGCUAAUGUCGAAGAGAACACCUUCCUGGAGAGCGACGCAGAGGGUAAUCUCAUCGUCCUUCGCCGGAAUGUCAACGGCGUCACGGAGGAUGAUAAGAGACGACUGGAGGUAACCAGUGAAGUAUCCUUGGGAGAGAUGGUCAACCGAAUCCGACCGGUGAACAUCCCGCACUUGGCAAGUGUGACGGUGACGCCGAAGGCUUUCUUAGCCACGGUCGAAGGCUCGAUCUACCUCUUUGCGUUGAUCAAUCCCGAUCACCAAGAUUUCCUUAUGCGUCUGCAGGGCUAUAUUGCCGCGUAUGUCGACUCUCUUGGGAACAUGCCGUUCAACAAGUUCCGCGCUUUCCGGAGUGCCGUGCGCGAAGCGGAAGAGCCGUUCCGGUUCGUGGAUGGUGAGCUAAUCGAGCGAUUCCUGAGCUGCGAACCCCAGAUCCAGGAGGAGAUAGUGGGCUUCCUCGGUGGUGAGGUCGACGUAGAAGGCGUGAAGGCGACAAUAGAGGCUCUGAGGAGGUUGCAUUAG